Anguilla anguilla (European eel) is the source of this 3663-nucleotide messenger RNA. RefSeq names its product tubulin monoglycylase TTLL3-like. Gene Ontology annotation, biological process: cilium movement; protein polyglycylation; cilium assembly. Bases 436 to 2922 code for a protein of 828 amino acids. Gene Ontology annotation, cellular component: cilium. Gene Ontology annotation, molecular function: protein-glycine ligase activity, initiating. The record is from RefSeq and is a predicted model, not a curated record. The transcript is spliced from 13 exons. Lineage: Eukaryota; Metazoa; Chordata; Actinopteri; Anguilliformes; Anguillidae.
UAUUACCCAGCGCGAGACAAGGAAUUGUCCGAGAAAUGCAGGCCGACUGACAGCUCGUGUUGCGGUAAUAAACUUAAUAGCUGUGGCAUUAGGGAAAGGAUCGAGUCGACUCAAUGCCUGGAAGCCUAACCUUUUCACUUGCGUGACCACGCUGCCUAUUUGUGUGCUAUAGACUGGACUGGUUGACUGAGCUGCACCACCUGCAAGAACAGUGAUAUGCUGGGAUCCCAAUGGUUGUCCAGAGACUGGCACAAUUUUGGAAUAGCAGAGGGAGAACAGCAUCAAUUAUAUAAUGUGCACUUGUAACCUGUAUUAUAAGUGCUGCAGAGUACACUGAUGGAAUUAAUAACUGAAUAACGGACGGAAAGACAGGAAGCUGGGCUGCCCCACACAGAGACGGGGGCAAAGGGGGGGAGCAGGGGGACAGGCGGAAGCAUGGAGGCCCCGAAGCAGAGAGAGCUAGUGCCUGAAGCACAGUGUCAAGAGGAGGAAGUGAGCAGUGAGGUGUGGCAGCCACCCAGCACAAACAGUGCUCCAUCUGCUGAGGGGAGGGUGCGCCGCAGCCAGCUCAACUUACCCGUCAUUAACCUGGACAGGCUGCGGGCAGUCAAGGCUCUGGUGGACAAGGCUGUAAAGCUCCGAAAAGUGUUCUCCAUCCAUGGUCCGUAUCCUGUGGUCCGUGCUGCCCUACGGGCAAGAGGCUGGGUGGAGCAUCGCAUGCCCCGCCCGGGUCUGCUACGCAGGCGUCGCCGUGGCGACGAGGAAGGUGACAGGAAUGACGUGGACGCCAGUGAUGACGAUGAUGACGACGAUGAUGGUGAGGCUCUGGAUAGUCCAGAGGAGGUGGAGAAGGAAGAUGACCCAGAUAACAUGUAUGAUCUCAUGUCUCGCAUGGUUCGAAAUGAAAUGACGUAUUUCUAUUGGACAACACGAAGAGACACCAUUGACAAUCGCACGUUGAGGAAGGAGCAGAUGACCAAUCAUUUUGCAAAGGCGGGAACUUUCACCACCAAGGUGGGGUUAUGUGUGAAUCUCAGGAGCCUGCAGUGGUAUGCUGCGGCAGAUCCAGACUCUUUCUUCCCACGGUGCUACAGGCUCGGGGCGGAAGACGAGAAACACGCUUUCAUCGAAGACUUCCGGAGGACAGCAUGUACCAGCCUUCUGCAGUGUGUAGUGGAGAGGAUUGUGGGCGAAGGACAAGAGUUUGGGGAAACAACUGGCCUCUCACCACAGGGUCAGAAGAGGUCAUGCAAGCGAAGGGCUGCCACCCUGGUGUCGUCCACUGUGAUCCAGAGAGCUCUGCGCGUGUGCCAAGCAUUUAUGGACAGCCUGGACCACAGUGACAUUGAUGUUGCCAUGGAGACAUCCCCCACCCUCACAGAGCAGGAGUGGGGAGAGUUCAUUCACAACUAUUACCGGGUGGUCCAUGAUGGGGUGGAGAUUGAGGCCAGUGCUCUCUAUGCAGACAGCUGUCAGGCCAUGCUGAAGAGGCUGUGGGAGGUCAGUCCACAGCUGGACACUGAUGGAAUCCACAACAUCUGGAUCAUCAAGCCUGGAGCCAAGUCCCGUGGCAGGGGCAUCAUGUGUGUGAAACACCUGGAUGAGAUCCUGAGGUUGGUGGACAGUGACCCUGUUCUCAUAAAGGACAGUAAAUGGGUGGUGCAGAAGUAUCUGGAACGCCCUCUCUUGAUCCACGGCACCAAGUUUGACAUACGGCAGUGGUUCUUGGUGACAGACUGGAACCCCCUAACCAUCUGGUUCUACAACAAAUGCUACCUGCGCUUUUCCACACAGCCAUACUCUCUGGAAACCCUGGACAGUUCAGUUCACCUCUGCAACAACUCCAUACAGAAGCACUUUCGGCCAUCUCCACUGCGUAACCCAGAGCUGCCCGAGGACAACAUGUGGUCAUGUGACCAGUUCCGGGUGUUCCUGGGCAAACAGGGCAGGGAGGCAGAGUGGGAGGGCGUGGUGGUGCCGGGGAUGCAGCAGGCGGUGAUGUACGCCCUGCAGACGGCCCAGGACCUGGUGGAGUGGCGACGGGGCAGCUUUGAGCUCUACGGCGCGGACUUCAUGCUGGGCCGGGACCUGCGGCCCUGGCUGAUCGAGAUCAACGCCAGCCCCACCAUGUCGCCUUCCACCGUCGUGACGGCCCGACUGUGUGCCGCUGUGCAGGAGGACACCCUGCGAGUGGUUCUGGACCGACGGUUGGACCGCAACGCUGACACUGGGGGAUUCAAGCUCAUAUACAAACAGGCUCCUGUGGAAGUGCCACAGUAUGUGGGGGUCAACCUGCUGGUGGAGGGGGCUCCUCUCCGGCGACCUCGCCCCCCACCUCAGAGAAAUCCAGUCCCAUUCAACCCUGCCCCUAUUAUUCUACCUCGCGCCGUCAAGUCAUGCCCCCAAAACUUCCUUCCCAAACAUCGUCCCCCAGGCAGAGAGAAUAAGAUGGUGGCAGAGAAGAAGGGGUCGCCUAAGUCCCCAAGGAGGUGGAGGAAGGGAAUGGUGCGACAAUUCACCUUCUCCAAUCUCAGCGUGCCCCCCGUGAACGUCCUGGAGUGCCCCACCUUGACAUCAGAAUCCAAGAAAGUGCAGCGAGUGAGGUUGAGCCUCACCACCAUAGAAGGCGUAUCCCGCUCUCAGGACUCCCCCUGGAACAGGUCUUUCCCGUGUGGCCACACCCCUCGGCCCCGCAAUGUCCGCCUGCUGCCUUUACCAGACCACUCCAGCAAUGUCCACAGCGGCCCUGUCCUGCCACUGGAGGUCAUUAGCCUGCAGCAUGGUCUGCUGGGUGCCGGACAGUCCUUUGACCCCGCCCCACUUGUCUCGCACCCUGGACUCCAACUGCAUCCCCUCUGCCACGUACGCAAACAGGUCAGGGCCAAUCAGGAAGGCUGCGCUGGUGUCAAGCAGUCCUCCUGAAAGAGUCCUGCAGUGAUCAGGGAAUAACGCAAACACAGCCUUCUGUAGUGUACUGCAGGGGUCCCCAAAUCUUUUCAUCUCACUGAUAAACAUCAGAGACAUUUAGCCAAUGCCCUAUACUGGAUGCAGUAAGUGGCUUAAGAAUGUCUGGCUUCAAUAAGUCACAGAAGCAUGUACAAGUAUUGAUGUCAUUACAGCAUGUUUAGAACUAUAUACAGUCCAAUGCAGUCUGUAAGUAUUUGGAUAGUGACAUUUUGGUCCCCUUAAAAUGGGGAAAGUAUGUAUAAAAAGGACCGUAAUUCCUACAAUGUUCAACUGAUAUGGAUGUAAAUACUCUCAAAUUAACUUUGACAGUCUGCAACCUCAUAUUCACAGUUUCAUUUCUAAUCCAAUGUUGUGGAGUACAGAGCCAAAACAAUAAAAAUUGUGUUACUGUCCAAAACACUUACGACUGCACUGUAUCUUCUAUAUAAAUGUUUAAUAUUUAAAUUACCACACUAUUAUUACAUUUUAUCUGAAAGCCUAAACUAUGACUUUCAUAAAAUAUAUUAAUAAACAAAAUAUUCUCUUCAAAACAUCUGUAUUUUUCUUAGGAUCCCCUGGAUCUCCAUCAAGAACCACUGGGGGUCACCAGACCCCAAGUUUGGGGACCCCUGUUGUAGACCUUUCCAUGCACACACAGAUAUUUAUAGAAGAUUGAGAUAACUACGAAUUGAAAAAUAAAACCAGUAUUAAAUUGUC